This is a messenger RNA of Peronospora matthiolae, 150 nucleotides long. Lineage: Eukaryota; Oomycota; Peronosporomycetes; Peronosporales; Peronosporaceae. The record is from the annotation of a GenBank genome assembly.
AUGCCCUCGCUGGUGCUUCAAAAGACGGACUGGCGUCUGCACUUGCAAAUGGGGAGCAGCAAGCGUGCGGGAUAUUUGCAGCCAAUGGCGAUAUUUCAGCUGGACGUGAUGGACGAGAGAUCAAAGACGAAGCAGGUAUGGAUGGAAUGA